This is a messenger RNA of Apiotrichum porosum, 2433 nucleotides long. RefSeq lists its product as uncharacterized. NCBI's taxonomy places the organism in Eukaryota, Fungi, Basidiomycota, Tremellomycetes, Trichosporonales, Trichosporonaceae. Bases 1 to 2433 code for a protein of 810 amino acids. The record is from RefSeq and is a predicted model, not a curated record. The transcript has 5 exons.
AUGCUCCUCCGUGGAUCCGUGUAUCUCAACCUCACAGGACGGAAAAUGCCUACGUCCAAGGCUGGCAGGGACAACACCGACCCAGACAUGUCCUCCGCCGUCAUGCCUCCCACACAGGUUGCUGAAGGGCGCGCUGACCGCGACCGUCGUGACCGCGACCGCGACUCCAUCAUCGGGCAGUCAUCCGAUGACGCUGCCGCCCGCACUCCUCGCUCCAGGCCGGCCCAGCCAGCUGCCGCUGCUGCUCGCCAACCAUCCCCUCCCUCCUCGCUGUCUCGGUCUCGUGCCCCUCCUCUGUCGCCAAACGCUACCGCCGAGUCGUCGGGAUCGUCCACCCGCUCCGCAGGCUCGGGCGGCAAUGGUAACGCUACUGCUACGUCGUCUGCCGACCAGAAGAAGAAGACCAACGACAAGUGGGUCGAAAGCGUCGACUAUGCGUACGAGUACGUCCCCGUCGCCCAGACGCGCGAGGGCAGGAAGAACAUUUCCUAUGAGCUCCUCAUGCGCCAGCAGCCACUUCAAGCCCGUAUGUGCGGGGUGGGUGAGAAGUCGGACCGCCGCCCCGUUGAUCCCACGCCAAUCAUUCAGCUCAAGGUCAUGACCAGUGACGGCCAGGACGUGACUCCAGUCGACCCUCGUCACCGUGAUGACAAGCCCCUCCGCCGCCAGAGUCCCGGAGGCGGUAACGACAUGCUCUUCAUGCAGAACCCCUACUACUUCCUGUUUGCCUGUCUCGUUGGUGGCGACGACCAGGAUUCGGAGCUCCAUGUCAUCGACGACGGCCGUACUCGCUUCCUCACUGGCACUCCGGUGUCGUCGCUGUACCACCUGAAAGACAUUGACAACAAGGACGCUGCCUUUUUCGUCUUCCCCGACCUGGGUGUCCGCAAGGAAGGACGCUACAAGCUCAAGCUCACGCUCUUUGAGAUUGUCGACCAGGAAGUCUACUACUGCACCACCGUCCUCACGUCGACGUUCUCCGUCUACUCGGCUAAAAAGUUCCCGGGCAUGUCCAAGGCAACCGAACUGUCGCGCGCGUUUGCAGAGCAAGGCUUAAAGAUUCGUGUCCGCAAGGACCCUCGCCCUGCUGGCCGCAACAAGCCCAAACGCAAGAGCUCGGGGCAGUCUGAAGAUGAGGACGUUGUCAAGCGUCCUCGCCAUGCCCUCACCCACCCGGGCUACCCGAUUGACGCGCGUGGUUACCCUCCCGAGCCCCACUAUGCGACCUACCCGCCCCCACCCAACGGAUACGCCUACCCACCGGGCUAUGCGCAGAUGCCUCCUCCUCCCCCUCCUCCGUUUGAGGGUUACCGCCCAGGCUCGGCCGGUGGUGCCCCCUCACCUCACCACGGGCACCCCAACGCUCCGCAAAACUACGGCGCCCAGCAGCCAUACUACGCCCCAGGCUAUGGGUACCAGCGCCCGCGACACUCCCUGCCUCCAAACUACGCCCCAGACCCGUAUUAUCCCCCAGGACCGCCACCUAAUCAAGCGCCAUACGACCCCCGCUGGGAGCGCGACCCUCGAGACAUGCGCGACCCUCGCGACAUGCGUGGUGGUGACCCGCGCGACCCCCGUGGUGACCCCCGCAUCGACCCUCGUGAGAUGCGAGACCCGCGCGACAUGCGAGACCCGCGCGACAUGCGUCCAGACCCCCGUGAUAUGAGAGACCCCCGUGAUAUGAGGGACCCGCGCGACAUGCACGACCCCAGAGACAUGCGCGGCGAUCCCCGUGACAUGCGUCCAGACCCACGCGACAUGCGCGGUCCCGAUCCUCGCGACAUGUACGCUCACGACCCUCGUGGAGACCCCCGCGCCGACCCCCGCGCCGACCCACGAGACAUGAUGGACCCGAGGGACAUGCGUGGUGACCCGAGGGACAUGCGCGGUGACCCGAGGGACAUGCGUGGUGACCCGCGCGACAUGCGUCCAGACCCCCGUGAUAUGCGCGACCCGCGCGACAUGCGUCCCGAUCCUCGCGACAUGCGUGUGGCUGACCCGCGCGACGUCCGUGUCGGCGACCCCCGUCAAAUGUACUAUCCCCGUGGGACGUCGCCUUACAACACUCCACCUAGGAGUGCUGGCUCGGCGAUUCCCCCUCCUCCACUGCACACGAUGGAGCGUCACCGUCCGACCACCGCCCCGGCCCGCGACCAGCGGGACCAGCGGGACCAGCGCCCUCCUCCGCCCUCGGCGCCGCCCGUCCGCUUACCCCCUCUGAGUUCUCGUGUGGACGCACCACCCAGCCUCGGUGGCGCGUACCCCCGUGACGCACGGGACCCGCGCGACGAGAUGCCCAUGUCUCGCCCCGGUUCUGGUUGGAGCGGCAGCGACAGUCGGAGCCGCAGCCACCCGGGAGAGCGCAGCCCCGGCACACCUGGGGGCGGUACCAAGCCCACUGGCAGGAUGGGUGUUGGCCACCUUGUGGAUUAG